CAACAGAGAUUUGUUGUCUUGCAGUUCUGGAGGCCAGAAGUCCAAGAUGAAGGUGUGGGCAGAGUUGGUUUUCUCUGAGGCCUCUCUCUUUGGCUGAUCGGGGGCCUGGUCCUGUCAGUGGGGAUCUAUGCAGAGGUCGAGAGGCAGAAAUACAAAACCCUGGAAAGUGCCUUUCUGGCCCCGGCCAUCAUCCUCAUCCUCCUGGGGGUUGUCAUGUUCAUCGUGUCCUUCAUCGGCGUGCUGGCUUCCCUUCGCGACAACCUGUGCCUUCUCCAAGCGUUUAUGUACAUCCUUGGGAUUUGCCUCAUAAUCGAGCUCAUUGGUGGCGUGGUGGCCUUGAUCUUCCGGAACCAGACCAUCGACUUUCUGAAUGACAACAUUCGAAGAGGAAUCGAGAACUACUAUGACGAUCUGGACUUCAAAAACAUCAUGGACUUUGUUCAGAAGGAGUUUAAGUGCUGUGGCGGAGAAGACUACCGAGAUUGGAGCCAAAACCAGUACCACGACUGCAACGCCCCCGGACCCCUGGCCUGCGGGGUGCCCUACACCUGCUGCUUCAGGAACACGACAGAAGUUGUCAACACCAUGUGUGGCUACAGAACUAUUGACAAGGAGGUAAUGUCUUUGAAAUCUCUUUCCUCCAGAAAGGCUGCCCUUCCUGUCCCAUCUCCAGGGUGA
This is a messenger RNA of Physeter macrocephalus (sperm whale), 678 nucleotides long. Its product is annotated as tetraspanin-15. NCBI's taxonomy places the organism in Eukaryota, Metazoa, Chordata, Mammalia, Artiodactyla, Physeteridae. The coding region runs from base 214 to 678 and encodes 154 amino acids. The record is from RefSeq and is a predicted model, not a curated record. Gene Ontology annotation, cellular component: plasma membrane. The transcript is spliced from 6 exons.